This is a messenger RNA of Radiomyces spectabilis, 1158 nucleotides long. RefSeq lists its product as uncharacterized. Lineage: Eukaryota; Fungi; Mucoromycota; Mucoromycetes; Mucorales; Radiomycetaceae. The transcript is spliced from 4 exons. The record is from RefSeq and is a predicted model, not a curated record. The coding region runs from base 91 to 735 and encodes 214 amino acids.
GAAUAGAGCUGGAAGGACUGCUUUGUCCUUCAGAGGGCCGGUUUUUGACAAUAAAGUCAAAACUGCAUCCGAUCCCGAUCUCUGGUGGCCAUGAAAACCAAAGCUAGAAAAUCAAAGCCUACUUAUGUCACGAAAUUGCGAGCUGAGUCUGCCGAUCCUGCUAGCAAUGACCAAUUAAUCGCUGCAUUUAUAAAAGAAGCCGUUGAUGAUCGAGCCAAAUAUAAACAGCCCGGAGGUCCUCCCAUUCUUAGAAAAUCCAAGGAUUUUCAUGACAAACAUUGGACGGAUAUGCCAUUUAAUAAACAUGUGUUUUACUAUGGUGACCGGAAAAAGAAGCACCGUUCUACCCUUGAAGAGUCCGAUCUGAAGUGUCCUCCAUUGAAUAUGCUGGAAGCUCUUCACCUUUUAGCUUCAGUUCACUACAGGUUUAAACGUCCCAGUCCUCAUAUGGAACAGGCAUUCGAGCCAGAGGCCCUGUCAUGUUUCGGAUUUCUUAUGGAGGAAUAUGCACGACAUACAGCAAUGCCAUUUAGUGAAAAAUACAGACUAUAUAACCAGCAGCGUGGAAACGAUCUCCACAUCGAUGAUCCACCGUAUGCCGAUGAUAUGGACGCGCACAGUGAAGCAGGUGAUUCAUUGCCGAGGUCUGAUGAAGACAAAGAAUUACCUAGCGAUGAAGAGCAGGAACAAUCGGCAUACGAAAACAACGAUGAGGAGGCUGAUUGGAGCGAAUGAAAGUAGCACCUGGUACUCGAAGAUCUGGCCAAAACAGCAAGUGAUUAUAGAUACGACGAUAUCAUCAGCAAUCGAUAACCGAUACAACAGAUCCAUUUACACGAUAUACCUUUCCGACCUGUCAUUUACCCGUUUUCAACCUUUUCAACCAUGUAUUCGGUUUUACAUGGUAGACAAAUCGCCAUACAUCGGUUUUCAUAAUGCUUCUCUUUGAACAUAAUCACGUCCCAUAUUGUUCUCUUCAUAUAUCUCCUUACAACGAGUUUAGUUUGAUUUUGUGGGCAUGAACUUUUUUUGUUCUGCUUGUUUCUGCUUGACAUUGUCAGAAACAAUUUGAUUUCUCCCAUCCGCCAUUCUGCCGGGAAAUUUGUGACACGCCGGGAGUUUAAAAUAAAUCCGUAUAAAGCUUUCAUUCUCUUUUUU